Messenger RNA from Tarenaya hassleriana, 1657 nucleotides. RefSeq names its product triose phosphate/phosphate translocator, non-green plastid, chloroplastic-like. Gene Ontology annotation, molecular function: antiporter activity. Lineage: Eukaryota; Viridiplantae; Streptophyta; Magnoliopsida; Brassicales; Cleomaceae. Gene Ontology annotation, cellular component: Golgi apparatus; membrane. The transcript is spliced from 9 exons. The coding region runs from base 167 to 1408 and encodes 413 amino acids. The record is from RefSeq and is a predicted model, not a curated record. Gene Ontology annotation, biological process: transmembrane transport.
UUUGGAGUGUCGCACCAACCCACCUAGUUUCCAUCGCCUCCCUCCUCAAACCUCUCUCUCUUCCCUGUCUCUUUCUGUGUCUCUCUCUCGAUCUUGCCCCAACGUUCUGAUUCAGAUCUCUCGAGAGAUUCCUCGGUGCAGCUAGGACACGAUCAACGCCCGAAGGAUGCAGAGCACGGCGGCGUUCUCUUUCUCUCCGUCGCUCCCUGUCGUCAAACCACGGCGGCUCUCGCACCACCAAUCGCUGGUUAACCCUAGGUUCUCCGUCUCUUCCUCUUCAGGACGCCACGAUCUGAGCGUUUCCCCCAAUGUCGUCUCUGUUCCGUCUUUGCCUCGCCGAUCUUGGCGUUUAUGCUCACCCGAUUUGCCGCUCCGGUCGUGGUCCGGCGUCUCUUCGGUCUCUCCCGGUUCCGAAUCGAGCGGGUUCGAGGCCCAGGCUGCGGAGAUCCCUGAUAGCGUCGGGGAAGGAGAGAAGAGUGGUGGAUUGAUGAAGACGCUAGAGCUCGGGUUGUUGUUUGGUCUCUGGUACCUUUUCAAUAUAUACUUCAACAUCUACAACAAGCAGGUUCUGAAGGCAUACCACGUCCCCAUGACUGUCACUCUUGCUCAAUUCACUGUCGGAAGUGCGCUCGUUUUGUUCAUGUGGACUUUCAACCUGUACAAGAGGCCUAAGAUCUCUGGUGCCCAGUUGGCGGCGAUCCUGCCACUUGCAGCUGUGCACACUCUUGGUAAUCUCUUUACCAACAUGAGUCUCGGGAAAGUUGCUGUGUCAUUCACUCACACAAUCAAAGCCAUGGAGCCGUUUUUCUCAGUUGUGUUGUCUGCUAUGUUUCUCGGGGAGAUGCCUACUCCUUGGGUAGUUGGUUCCCUCGUUCCAAUUGUUGGUGGAGUUGCUCUUGCAUCAGUGACAGAGGCCUCUUUCAACUGGGCUGGAUUUUGGAGUGCAAUGGCGUCAAACUUGACUAACCAAUCCCGUAAUGUCCUGAGCAAGAAAGUCAUGGUUAAGAAAGAGGAAUCUUUGGACAACAUCACCUUGUUCUCCAUCAUAACAAUAAUGUCUUUCUUCCUGAUGGCGCCUGUGACUUUCUUCACUGAAGGCAUUAAGUUUACUCCUGCAGCUAUCCAAUCAGCUGGCCUGAAUCUUAAGAGCAUCUAUACAAAGGCUCUUAUUGCUGCGCUCUGUUUCCAUGCUUACCAACAGGUGUCGUACAUGAUACUUCAGAGAGUAUCUCCAGUGACACAUUCUGUGGGUAACUGUGUGAAGCGUGUGGUGGUUAUCGUGAGCUCUGUUAUAUUCUUCCAAACUCCCGUCUCACCUAUCAAUGCUAUCGGAACUGGGAUAGGUCUUGCUGGAGUGUUCUUGUACUCGAGGGUGAAGCGUUUGAAGCCAAAGCCUAAGACCGCUUAGAGAACCCCGCCAAGUGCUGCUGCUGAGAGGUACCACAGCAGUGUUUUAUUCUUUGGCAGGCUUUUUUGCGAAAGUAGUAAGUACGUGGAACCAUGUUUUUCUUUUCAUGCUAAAUCUAGCUUUAAGGUUUCUUUUUCAAGUACAUGGAACCAUGAAGUCGUUUUUAUGUUAUUCGAAAUAUCUUGUCAAGAUUUUGAGAGAACUGGGAAGAUUCCGAAUGCUAAUCAAGUUAUAAUCAUUGUUUUCAUC